AUGGCGAUGAUGAUGGCUGGCCGUGUGCUGCUGGUGUGUGCCCUCUGCGUGCUGUGGUGCGGUGCCGCUGCGGUCAUGUGCGAUGGUGGCGCCGAAAUGCAAGGUGUAGAAGGAUCCGGGGGUUCACAGCAUGUAUCUGGAGAUCCAGACGGUAGAGGAGGUCAAGGGGAAACAGAAGUUCCAUUCCCGCCAGAGUCCGACACCGUAAUUAAAUCGUUGGGUGUAGGAGAUGGAAGGGAUCCUAAGCAGCUGAAUGGAGUUGUCGUAACACCACCAACAAACCCUGACAGAAAGGAGGAAGAAAGAGAAAAAGAAAAAAGUAAAGAAGAAAAAGUGGUUGCAGAACAAACAGAAAAUACUGUAAUUCCAAAGGAAGAUGAAAAGAUAUCACAAUUAAAAUCGAUGUCAGAAGAUGAAGGAGAAACGGCUCCGCUAGCAGCUGAAGAAACUCCACCAGCAUCAACAGGUGUAACGUCAACAGCACAAAAUGGAAACUCACCAGAAGAUUUAACUGCGAUACCAGGAAAAGAAAGAGUCCUUCCUGAGGAUCAUUCCGACCAGCCACAAGGAGGCAAAAAUCCAGCAGACGGAUUGGCAGCAAAAAUGUCAAGGGAAAAAGGGGAAGCUCCAGAAGCACCCCCAUCGCCACUUGCAAAAAAUGAAAAACACGAAGUAGAUUUAAAGGCAACAACAAAUAAUGAAAAAGACAGCCUUGAGAAUGGCGUUUCCGUCAAAAAAACAGAAGUUCUCCUGGAAGACAAGGAGGUAACAAGCAAUCUGCGAAAAGAAGGCCUUGCAUCCACCACCGGCAACCAAGAGAGUGACCCAUCGAACAGCCAUGCCGAAUCGACACCACCAUCAAACUCAGGUGCCAGUAAUGCUUCCAACGAUGACGCUGACACGGAUACUAAUGAAGAGAUUUUGAAUAAUGAUUCAGCCGCUGGUGGUGCAGCGACAGAAGGAGCACACCAAGGUGAAAAUAAAGAAGACAAUACGAAGGAAACAACACCGCUCAGAUCUGCCGCUAUGAUAAAUGAAACGGCUCCAACUGGCGACAGUGACGGCAGCACCGCGGUCUCCCACACCACCUCCCCUCUUUUGCUUCUUCUUCUUGUUGUUGUUGCGUGUGCGGCUGCUGCUGCGGUGGUGGCCGCGUGA
Trypanosoma cruzi is the source of this 1158-nucleotide messenger RNA. RefSeq names its product mucin-associated surface protein (MASP), putative. The record is from RefSeq and is a predicted model, not a curated record. Lineage: Eukaryota; Euglenozoa; Kinetoplastea; Trypanosomatida; Trypanosomatidae. The coding region runs from base 1 to 1158 and encodes 385 amino acids. The transcript has a single exon.